Molecule: messenger RNA, 865 nt
Organism: Glycine soja
Lineage: Eukaryota; Viridiplantae; Streptophyta; Magnoliopsida; Fabales; Fabaceae
Product: ethylene-responsive transcription factor ERF098-like
Exons: 1
Coding region: 104-529 (141 amino acids)
Biological process (GO): regulation of DNA-templated transcription; ethylene-activated signaling pathway
Molecular function (GO): DNA-binding transcription factor activity; DNA binding
Source: RefSeq, a predicted model, not a curated record
CAAGGCCAUCACAAACCUCACGGUGGUAAUUAACACUAACAAAAAUCAAGCUAGGUCAAAAGCUUCAAAGAAAGAAACAAUUAGGUCCAAGCAGAAGAAGGGCAUGGAGGAGCACCAGAAGGGGAAGCUGCAGGGCAAGGAGGAGGUGCGGUUCCGCGGCGUGAGGCGGCGGCCGUGGGGGAAGUACGCGGCGGAGAUAAGGGAUCCAUCGAAGCAAGGGUCGAGGCUGUGGUUGGGGACAUUUGACACUGCUGAAGAAGCUGCUAGAGCUUAUGAUCGUGCAGCUUUUAACCUAAGAGGUCAUCUUGCGAUUCUGAAUUUUCCUAGUGAGUACUAUUCUCAGAUAAGGGGUUCACCACCAUAUCCACCACAUUUAGCAACACCCUCUUCCUCUUCUCAUGCCAGUGAAAGCACUUCUUCUGCUGCACAACAAAGGCAUGUUUUUGAGAUUCCGUGUUUGGAUGAUAAGGUGUUGGAGGAUCUUCUUGGUCUAUCAGAGGAACACAAGAAGAAAAAGAAGGGAGAUUGAAUAGUACUAUACUCGAUCAUAAUUUCUCUGCUCUUUCUUCUUCCCUUGCUUUCUUCUUAACUACUAUAUAUAUACUAUACUAAUAACUGAACUGAAUCUCUGUCUCUUCAGAUCUAGAAACAAGAAAAUAUAAUUAAUUAACCUUCAUUAUCUGUGUUGGUACAAGUUACUGUCUGUGGAUGAAAAGAAUUGUUAUAAUAAAUUACUCUAGUCUAACUAAUUACGUAGUGACUUUUUGUUCAGCUUAAUUGAUCUUGGGGCCAUAUGUAUGUGCCAGUAUUGUACGGGAUAAUUAUAUGGUUUUUAUCUAUAAAAGAACAUAUUGCACUACGGUAA